AUGCAUUUUCAUUAUGGAGGAACCGGCCAAGGCUGUGUUGCCUGUGGUUGGACAUUGGAACAGCAGGAGCAAUGCUUUUAUUCAAGCCAUAUCAAACUCUUCUAUGGCGCGAGUCGACGCGGAGUCUGGUCAAUCGGGUCAGAUGUUAUCCUGAAAGAGCGCCCUGAUGAGGGGCCAAAAAACGAAGUGAAAGUGUUGAAUCACCUUUCGAAGUACUCUGAUAUCCCUGCUCCGAAGCUUAUACGUGACUGGGUUGAUGACGACGGGCGAUAUUUUGUGCUCCAAGCACGCAUAAAGGGGCAAACACUCGAAGAGGCGUGGCCUACACUACCAGAGUCCCAGAAGACAGCUAUCGCAGACCAAGUUGUCCAAAUUCGCAAGAAGCUACGGUCCGUCACGUCGGAUUCCAUACAGACGGUUGGUCAAGGCCCAUGUUAUCCAGCGCUACUCUUGCCUGACCGGGCGCCUCACGGACCUUUUCACUCUGACCUCGAACUUUGGAAUGCGAUUACUAUUACGCUCCGUCGUUCGCCGGAAAAUUCUUUUCCUCAGCGAGCGUUGGAGGAUUUGAAGAAGCGUUUGCCCGCGUGUGAACCUUAUGUUCUCACCCACUGUGAUCUUAAUUUGGGCAACCUUAUCGUCAGAGACGGGGCACUGGUCGGAAUACUCGAUUGGGAAUUUGCUGCUUACUACCCUGUAUGGUAUGAAUACGUCUCGGCGUCUUGGGGAUGGACUGAGGAUGAUGCUGAGUGGAAAAAGUUGCUACAACAGCGUAUGGAGGCACAUGGUGACGGAUAUCGUGACGCGAAGGACUUCUGGAUGGAUCUUCGUCAGUUACGAAAGUUCCCGAACUUGGAUGAAAAGGGUCAGCAAGUGUUGGAAAGGCUAUCUGCUGAAUGA
Molecule: messenger RNA, 900 nt
Organism: Penicillium chermesinum
Lineage: Eukaryota; Fungi; Ascomycota; Eurotiomycetes; Eurotiales; Aspergillaceae
Exons: 1
Coding region: 1-900 (299 amino acids)
Source: RefSeq, a predicted model, not a curated record